AGUAGGAGCACUAAAAGACCUACGCUUCGUUUCAGUGAUAUAUCAUGAUGAUGAUACACCCUUGCCACCCCUUCUUCCUCCCACGUGACGUUGUUUUCGAAUGGAAAAAUUAGGAGAAGGGAACAAAAUCUAUUUCACGACAUUACAUGAUACUCACUUAUGUGCAUGUUGUGAAAUGAAAGAGACCUUUCUUGUAAACGAUGCGAAAACCUUCGCGAAUUUUACGCUUCAACCAAAACUUGAUUUACCGAAUGUAACACCCUCGUCCACCACAACAAGCUAGUCGUGUGCUGGAUCAUCAUGAAAUGAUAAAUGCGGCCAAUCAAUAGUACUUUCGAGACCCACCUGCCCGGAUGACGACGUUGACCGAGAAGAUAGUAGACGAGAUUGGUCGUUGCGCCGCCACCUUGUAGUGGCAACAACAUUCCCACCUCCAGACGAGAGGUCCAUUGGCAAGAAUCCAAUGCGGUCGGAAAAAAUGCCAGAGCCACCAGGAAGCCCUGUUCCGAAAGCAGGAACGGAUCGCGCUGCUUCGAGUUGUUGUAAAGCGAAAAGUCGGGCUCCGAGCCCGAAUGUUGCGGAACAAUACCAAAAAGCGGCGAGGCUCUUGAUGAAAAAGAAGAGAGACUACAAGUCUACCUCAUCAUGUUCCUGUCAAGCGCGCGCGGGAAUUUCGUCGUGUCUGCGACGACUGGAAACGGCGAGGUUGAGUAUCGGUCUUUCGCGCAGCACCCGUGAUCAUGUCCUACAAAUAGCGAUGGUCGCAGGAGACACAGCAAGAAAAGCGGUUGCUUUCCAUCAACCCGAUUGGUGGACAAGAUGGAGUUCUCAACGACCGUGUGGUGCUGCGCGACCUCUUUUACGUAAAAAUACCGGGGAAAGCGAUGAAAGUGCGGUGGAUCUUAAGCAGAACGCCACGACGCACGGGUCGUGCCGCGGCGCUGGGAAAAAUAGGAGCACCAGACUCUGUGUGUUCAUUGGUGAAGUCGUGCUGUGCAUCAGUUCGCUCGUGCUCGAAACCAUAGUACUUGUACAAGGACCAGGGACAGAACUCCUCUCGACCACCAUGAAUCACAGCAGCCGUUGGUGGAAGAAAACGACGGCAGUUGUGGCAAAGUUGCGACGCGGCCGAAAACCGCCGGCCACGGGGCCGUGGAGCCACUUCGUCGCGGCGUUGCGCAGCCGCCUGGUGUUUCUGCUGGUCUUGCUUCUUUUGCCGACGCCGCUAGUCCUGGUGUUUUUCGACACCACACAAUUCGCCUUCUUCGAGAAGCAGGAACAGCAGAUGUUGCAAGACUUCCACAUGCGCGAGCAGCACUGGCGGGAGCAGUUUUUGGACCUCCGGGUGGACGAGGAGGAGGCUAGUACACGAAGAGCACAUUUUGUUCAACAUCAUGAAGAUAAUUCAAAUUCCAGCCCGGAUGUUCCGUCCUCCCAGUUGUUCUCUAGAACUUGGCGGCACAGUCUGGCACAAGGAGCGCGACAGUCUGCAGCUUCCGCUUUAUUUGCGAAUAAACCUUGUACGACUAGAAGAAUCCAAGGCGAGGAGGACGGUCGUUCUUGUAUUUUCGACGUGCCGCUCAAGGAGGAGAUCGUGGACCUGAUGCAGCAGCGUGAUCUCAUUUACCCACAGCACAUUGAACUACUACCACUUAGGGCUCUCGCCCAGCCACGGGAGCCGAAGCACCCGCGCAGCUUCGGAGAGGGAAUUCUUUAUCUAAGUCAGAAACUAGCUGUACUACCUGCUGCAGCAGCAGUAGAAACUGCUUCAUCUACAAGUACAGCCACGAAGAUGAUGAACAAGAGCCACCUGAUCUACGACCCGCGCGGGAGGGGAAGGGCGAGGAGUACAAUUGCUGCAUUGAUGAAAGGCAGUACUAUACCAGCCAAUGAUCUUCUCCGCCAGGUCCUCGUGAAGAUGUCGCAGCUGGACAAAAAUUCUUCGUUCCGUACGACAAGUUCUUCUACUUCCGGAGCUCGACAUCCUGCUGCGACAUCAAAAAAGUGGUCGUGGUCGUGGUCCUCUCCUUAUUUACUCCGGUUGUUCCGUCGCGGCCGGCCGCGGAAGUUGCUGCUUAUUUCCAACGCGCAGGAACUACCGAAAGUUCGACUGCUCGUUUCGCAGGAUCCGAAAGUUUGUAGAAAACAAAUAGUAAAACUAUUUGAAAACUUGUAUAAAAAUCGACCAACAGAGGUCUACCAGCAGAAUAAAAUAUCGAUGCCGGACAACAAAGAAAAACUGGAAGAGAUUCGCAAAAAUGCCCACAGGAGUGCUAUGCAUAGAGUAGCUUCUGGCUUUUAUAGAGAAUUGACUUUUCAGGAAUUCAAAAGCGCUAUUACUAGGCUUGAGAAAGAAAAAUCGCCAGGAUAUGACAAUACUCCGCACGAGAUAAUAAAAGGCCUGCGAGGCAAAGGGCAAGAACUACUGUACAGACUUUUUUAUGUUAUUUUAAAGCAUGACAGCUUUCCCAAAAUAGGGAAUCUUGCACAACUGGCACCGGUGCAAAAGACAAAAGACCUUCCAUUUUGUGAGAUGCAUUACCGUCCGGUAUCGCUGCUGAGUGUAUACAGCAAAUUGUUUGAAGCCAUAGUCGACACGAGAAUGAAUCAAUGGCUCGAAGGAUACGAAUGGCUCGGCGGGAAGAUCACGCACAAAACGGAGCCAGUGCUGCCAAGAAACAGCAUCGCCUACAGGCAGGGAUACUCGAAGGAGGACUCAUGCGUAAGACUGUGCGACUUUUUAUAUGCAAAGAUGGAGCAAAAUUUAAAUGAUCCAAAAUACGUGCUGCUGAACGAUAACAUAGCAGGUUUUGAUGUAGUGGAGCAUGAGACAUUAAUAAACACAGCGAAAAUGGAAAACAUGCCUGAUGAUUUACUGGGGGUGAUUAUUAGCUGGCUUAGUGGAAGGACGGUGAAGAUAAGGGAAGGGUCUAGGGUCUGGGUGCUACGGCCGGGCAUGCCCCAAGGGUCUCCGCUUUCAGGUGGGGUGUUUAACCUGCACCACAUCCCGCUAAUAAGGUACUUGAUGGAGUUAAACCCCAACGGCAUAGUAACGCAGUAUUCCGACGAUAAUACGCAAACAGGCUUCUUGAGCAUGCUGAGCAAAAUGAAAAGCUCGCUGAUCGAUUUUGGUCGCAAGUUUUUUAUUUUCUUUGAGAAGGACAAGAGCGAGACCAUCUUCUACAGCCAGAACUACAAAGAUGAUCCGCAAGAAGCGGGAAGAUCUCUAGGCUUCUUGUUCGAUGGCACGUGGACGCACAACGCUAUGUCGGACAAGAUCUUGAAAGACAUGACAAGGGAAGCUAACGUCUGCCUAGGGUUGAAAACGCUGAGAACUACCAAGAAGGUAGACGUGUUCGAAAGUCUUUGCUAUUCUGCCCUCUCUAGCACGGGGUCGCCUCAGUAUCCCUACUUCUCCUCUGCUGCAAAGUUGAAAAUUGAAAAUACAGUUUCCAAUAAAUUAAAAGUUUUGCUAGGUCUGCCCAAACGGGCUCCCUCUACCGCUUUAUACGAAAGCACGGGGUUAGUUAGGCCUCACAUAAUGUUUUUGCGCGAGUGCUUAAUGUGUUUUUACAAAGGCCUCGCGAAAAACUUAUGGGAAGAAAGCGGCGAGGAACUGACACAAGCUGAGUACGGAAUAAUAAAUAACAACAUGGUGAACCCGAUAGCAGGAGAACCAAUAAGAGAAAAGUGGACUUCUAUAAUGAGAACAAUCAGCAUGGAAAGACUAAAGGAUAUUCAUGAAGCACUUGUUGCAGCACCGCUAAAAAUCAUCCGCCGCUGCUGGCGGGGAGUCAGAAUGUCGGUGCACACUAUGGAUGAUGUAGGACGACAGUGGGGCUACGACAGCCUCACAGCAAUCAGCAGCGAGGACGAGAUCAAUCGCACGAGGAAAAGAAUAUCUUGGAGACAAGACCGAGAAAUACGACGAAAGUUGCAGGAUGCAGGACAUCUGGUAAUUGCCACCGACGGCAGUGCCUCCGCGGGGGAAGGGCACUAUGGCGGCUGUGGAGGAGCGACAUGGUGGGCGAGCGAUCUCAACUGCGAUCAUGUGAUCAAUGAAGAUUUCGCGGAUUGGUACCCAGUGGAGCCGAUCUGCACUUCGACUGCCAUCGUGGAAACGCCAAUAAAAGACGCGCAAGUAGAUUCUUUUGAUGCUGAGACAUAUGCGUUAGUGCACCAAACGAAAAAGACGACGGAGCACCUCAGGAUCAACAACCUGUCGCAUCUGAUAACGAAGGUCAGCUUUUAUCUGGACCCAAACAGUGUGCUCGAAGGAUUAGCAAAUAUGCAUGAAAAAUCGAACAUCAUGUUCUUUCACAUUAUGCACGCCCUGGAAGAAUUACGCGACCAGUGCAUGAAAUUCCGAUGCAAGUACAAGCAUGAAGAUCCCAUGAUGCCUGCAAUAGCACCUGAAAACGAGAUUGAGUUUGUAUUUAUUUGGAAUGCAGGACAUAGCGGUCUAUUUUUCAAUGAUUUGGUUGACAGCAUAGCAGGACAGGCACUUGACAGACACGAAAGAGCACUGGAAAAAGGGGUGACCACGCAAGUAUAUAAGAAAGAAAUUACAGCAUCAAUACUACGUAGAAUACUUACGCGUCGCAUAAGAUACUGGAUCGGAGUAGCUGAAUUCAAGCCAACCAGCGCACCGCAGCUGGUGGAGCGGGCAAGGGAAUUUGGGCCAUUCAGACCAAAAGCAGGCACCUUCCCAACAAGAUACCUAGAACAGCUCUACUUUUAUCUUUUUUCAGGAGUAGUGCCAAGUGGCAUUCUGGGAGCAGGAAUGGCAACGCAUGAAGAUGAUGAUGAUGACCCUGACAAGAAAAAAUACUUUCAAAAAUGCAUGCUAUGUGAAGAAGUAACAGAGGGGCAUGCGUCCCAUUUGGUUAUGGACUGUCGUUGUCCAGCAGCUUUAACAGCUAGACAUUUAAUUUUAGGGGCUGCGACGAUUCCGUUGACAAUGGAAAACGAAAAAGAAAUAUUUGCGCAACCGCAAAAAGUAUUCCGAUUUUUACAUGAAACAAACAAGGGGAAAAAGUUCCUGAAAAAUUUUGCAUGCGAGCAGAUCAAAAAAAACCUGCACUGCAUACGGCCCAGGAUGAAGGCGGACACGAAAACAAAAAAACAGGAGGAGAACACAUAUGAAAAACUAGGGUGGCAGUAUAAGAGUAUAGAAAAAGAACUUCUGUUAGACCAUGAAGAAGAUGAGUAA
This is a messenger RNA of Amoebophrya sp. A120, 5212 nucleotides long. NCBI's taxonomy places the organism in Eukaryota, Dinophyceae, Syndiniales, Amoebophryaceae. The record is from the annotation of a GenBank genome assembly.